AUGGACCUGCCCGGCGUGCUGUUCUCUUCGCUGAAUCCGUUGUCUGUCAACUUAAUUGCCUUCUUCUGGUCAUAUGGAAACGAAGUUGGCACGAUGUCUGAAGAAAUCACGUUUCGGCAGCUAGGCGUAGGAGCCCAGGAAACCAGAGACGAAGGGCGUGAUCAUGUCGUCUUUCAGGAACCAAACUUCGAUGGCGAACAACAACAAGAGCGUCCCCGUCCCAAGCACGCACUAAAUGGAGCCACCGAAGUCGCUCCAAAAACCACAGCUAGCCAUGGCUUGAGAGCUAAUGGAGGAAUUGAGGAUGCGAACGCACCGGACGAUCACAGUGACAACAGCGCCGGCGGAGGCGACGAGAAAUUGGACUCACAAGCCAAAGAUAACGCGCUUGGGCACACACCGUCACUCGCGUUGGCUCCUACGCAAUCCAUCAAAGAAGGAGAAGCUCACAGAGUUGUAAAGAAGAAAACGUACCUUCACCAAUCGAGCAAGAUGUACUCAGAGCGAAUUCGCACGCAUACGUUCCUUGCUAAAUGUCUUGCGGUUGCGCAGAAUAUCUGGACUAUGGUGUCGACGUUUCCGUACUGGGAUAUGGCAUUUUGGUCUGGCUUCGCAUACGCUGUCGGUUCCGCAAUGUUCAUCGUCGACGGCGCCUUCGCUUUCGGUCCGCUCGCUUCCCCGAACCGAUACUGGCCUGAGGGAGAAGACAAGUAUGCCGGUCCGAUACUGUUCUUCCUCGGGGCGGUCGUCUGCUACCAGACAGGUGCUGUCAUGGCUUAUCUUGAAGCUAUAAACGACGGCUGUUUCGCGGGUGUGGCUAUGAAGCGUUUCUGGAUAGAAGGUAGUGACGAAGACAAGAAGAAACUUCUCGACGCGAAGCUCCAUACCUUCUUCGGCCAUAUCAUCCCCCAUCACCACCAUCACGACUCCGACGACCCGCAUACAAACGAUGAUGUUGGUAAGAAGACUCGAGCAGAUGUUUGCGGCGGCGAUGGUACGAAUGUAGAAGCCAUGUGGCGAACAGCUACCAAUCGUGACGCUGAGGCGCAGCCUGAUCCUGUGCAGCCCACCCCAUCUCGUCGUCAAGCAGUCGACCAUGGGCCCGGCGACCAUGAAGCCUUCAACGAGUAUAUGACAUGGCGCUGGUGGCCAACCUGGCACGCGUUGAGGACAUAUCAUGUCCGCGAACUGGGCUACGUCGCUUGCAGCAUUCAGCUCCUAGGCGCUACGUUGUACGGCGUCACUGGCAUCGUGGUUUUACCGGGCGUGCUUUCUAGUCUCGCAUGGUGGCAGAAGAUCGCUGCCUUCUGGGUUCCCCAAGUGGUGGCUUCGGUCUGCUUCUUGAUUGCCGCGAUCAUGUUCACGAUCGAGUCGCAAGAUGUGUGGUAUAAACCCAUACCAUGGACUGUUCGAUGGUGGAUCGGAGGAUGGGCCGCGAUUGGAUCUGUGGGCUUCUUGUUGUGUGCAUGCUUCGGCCUGGGGUCGCACAAGUAUACUUGGUGCGAGUAUCAAAGCGAUCUUUCCAGUACGUGGGGCUCGGCAAGCUACUUAUUCAGCUCGUUGCUACAGUGGUACGAAGCCGUUGGUGCGGGUCCUGUGCUCGCCUUCCCAAACAACCGCACGCCGGUCUUGAUGAGGAAGGCGAAAGUCACCACGUGA
This is a messenger RNA of Didymosphaeria variabile, 1659 nucleotides long. RefSeq lists its product as uncharacterized. The coding region runs from base 1 to 1659 and encodes 552 amino acids. The transcript is spliced from 4 exons. The record is from RefSeq and is a predicted model, not a curated record. NCBI's taxonomy places the organism in Eukaryota, Fungi, Ascomycota, Dothideomycetes, Pleosporales, Didymosphaeriaceae.